Molecule: messenger RNA, 1107 nt
Organism: Phaeoacremonium minimum UCRPA7
Lineage: Eukaryota; Fungi; Ascomycota; Sordariomycetes; Togniniales; Togniniaceae
Product: putative sorbitol dehydrogenase protein
Exons: 2
Coding region: 1-1107 (368 amino acids)
Biological process (GO): D-sorbitol catabolic process
Molecular function (GO): L-iditol 2-dehydrogenase (NAD+) activity
Source: RefSeq, a predicted model, not a curated record
AUGGCUUCAAACACGGCGGAUUUGAACCCGACGGCCCCGAAUGUGGGGCUACAUGUCGACCCCGAUCAUAAUCUCUGGCUUGCUGAUGCGGCUCCAAGUCUGGAAGACAUCAAGUCUGGCUCCAGCCUUCAGCCUGGGGAAGUUACAGUUGCCAUCAAGACCACCGGCAUCUGUGGAUCAGACGUCCAUUUCUGGAAACACGGCGGUAUAGGCCCUUGGCAGGUGACGGCUCCUCACAUCCUAGGACAUGAGUCGGCCGGCGUCGUUAUCGCCACCCACCCAACCGUCACCAGUCUCGCCGUCGGCGACCGUGUUGCCGUCGAGCCUCACAUCAUCUGCGGGGCCUGCGAGCCCUGCCUUACCGGCCGCUACAACGGCUGCAAGAACCUGUUGUUCCGGUCGAGUCCCCCUUCACACGGCCUGCUGCGCAGAUAUGUAAAUCAUCCCGCCAUGUGGUGCCACAAGAUUGGGACUCUGUCUUUUGACGAGGGUGCUCUGCUCGAGCCCCUGAGCGUCGCCCUUACCGGCGUCACCAGGUCAGGUGUCAAGAUUGGGGACCCCGUCCUGAUCUGCGGAGCUGGCCCCAUUGGCCUUAUCACCCUUGAUGUUUGCCGUGCGGCGGGAGCGUAUCCGAUCGCCAUCACGGAUAUCGAUCCGUCGCGUUUAGAGUUUGCCAAAACGAUCAUGCCUGAUAUUCUAACUCAUCACGUUACGAGAGGCGAAACGCCCGAGGGGUUCGCGGACAAGAUCGCGAUGCUGAUGGGAGAUGGUAUCGAAGUGGCUGUUGCAUUGGAGUGUACCGGUGUCGAGAGCUCAGUAUGCAGCGCUAUCCAGGCAGUAAAGUUCGGCGGCAAGGUAUUUGUGAUCGGAGUAGGAAAGGAGAAGAUGGAGAUCCCUUUUAUGCGCUGUAGUGCGCAAGAAGUCGAGUUGCAAUUUCAGCAACGCUAUGUCAACAUGUGGCCGAGGGCAAUUCGGGUUCUAUCUAGUGGCAUGGUGAACCUGAAGCGCCUGGUAACGCACGAGUACACGCUAGAGAAUGGUGUGGAGGCAUUCAAGACGGCUUCAGAUCCCAAGAGCGGGUCAAUCAAAGUACUCAUUCGGUCUUGA